AUGGAGUUCAAUGUCCGGGUUAUCGAGAUGAGCAAGAUCUACGGUUUCAACACUCGCACUCAAACACCCUAUGAACGUGAUCCAAGUGAUCGCAUUCACCCCGGAAUCAACGGCUUCUCCUGCAUCAUCUCAGUGUUCGAAUGUUCCAUCGACGCCACCAUUGCUGAGACCCUCCGCACAAGCCAAGUUUUUGCUCGCGCCUACGUCCUCAAUCGCUACAGGCCCAACACCGAUUAUCACGAGUUGUCCUCUUGUCUGGGAAAGGCGUUAGCAUCAGUCUCAGCAGCCAUCAAUGACCCGAAGGCCCACAUGUCAGAUGCAACUAUUGUUGCGGUGUGGUUUCUGGGCAACUACGAGCUGCUCAUGGGAGGUCUCGAGAGGAGGUCCUUCGUAACCCCUCAAGAAAAGGCCAUAUCUUCUUCUCCCGGCUGGUACAUCCACACUCAUGGUUUGAUGAGCCUCCUUCGUGCAAGAGGCGAUGCACAACUAUUCACAAGAUCCGGUCGGCAAAUUUUCUGGACCAUGCACAACAUCAUUCAAAUCCGAUGCACGACAAUCAACGAACCAUGCCCACCGGAAUUCGACCGUUGGUUCAAAAUCAUUGCUAAGACUUUGCAGCCUGGAGAAGCUUUGCUACUGGAAACCGGUCGUUACAUUGCGGCGACAUGCUCUCUUCUAUCCAAAAUGAUGCCUAUUGCGCGUCUGGGAGAUGCCCAACAGGCAUGCGCUCAGUAUGAAGAGCUGCUUGCUGAAUGCGACAAGGCUGAACUCGCUAUGUUGGAAUGGAUCCAAUCAGCACCUCAAUACCAAUUUGAAUCUGGGCCAGUAUUCCACUACUUCUGGAGUUCUUGGAGAAGUGCUCGAAUCAAGCUACAUCACAUGCUGAUUCUCGUCGCAAAUAUCGUCGAACACGCACCGGAGUGCCCCUUCCAGCGGGAGGCCCUGAGAGCCCGCCGUGAGCUGUGCCUCGAGAUCAUCGGAGCCACAGCCCAAGAUGUUGUGGACGGGAUACCAAAGUCCCUCGGUGGAAGCAUGUCAGACAUGGACCCGCAAUCUCCUGCCGCUUACUUUGACGCGCUUCGACUAAUUUGGCCGUUGAGCCAGGUCUACGUCAUGCCGACCGUUCCAAGACACAUGAGGAAAAUUGCAAGGAAUGCGCUAUAUCGCAUAGGGAGAGAAAAAGGCAUUCUGGUGGCUUUGCAGCCGCGGCCUGGUGGCAUACACUUUCCUCCUGAGGCCAUGGCUGGUAUUUGUGUAGAUGACUUGGGAGACCAGGAACAUCUGCCAAACGAUCUGUCGGAUACUGGGCCCCAAAGCCCUUGA
Molecule: messenger RNA, 1323 nt
Organism: Colletotrichum gloeosporioides
Lineage: Eukaryota; Fungi; Ascomycota; Sordariomycetes; Glomerellales; Glomerellaceae
Exons: 5
Coding region: 1-1323 (440 amino acids)
Source: RefSeq, a predicted model, not a curated record